ACUUCUACUCUUUUACCAACAAUUUUUCUUCUUUUGCCUUCUCCAUUUCCCUCACAAUAUGCCAAGAACUACACUUGGAACAAACUUUAAUCUUUGUUUCACUAAACUCAAACGUUCAUUACCCCUACAAUCCUCUGCCGAUGAUGAUAAUGAUAAUGAUAAUGAUAAUCAACAUCAUCAACAACAACAUCGUAGUAUGCAUUUUUGCAAUUCCAUUAAAAACUUCAACUCUCUUUAUGACUUAUCAUCAUCAGAGUGCAACUCUAAUAAUAUUCCUACGUCUUUCGAUUAUAUUUACGAAUUAGACAAUAAUACCCCUGAUUUAGCCACUAUUUACGCUUCUCGGCGUUUCUUUUUUUCUAGCCCGGGCCAUUCCAAUUCUAUUAUCGACUCAUCAUCGUCAAUUUCUUCCUCUUUAGCAUCCACCUUAUCAUCCGUAGAAUCGGAUGCUCCCCUCGAGGGGAGCAUCGCGAUUCCAACGGAUUCACCCGACCCGUAUUUGGAUUUUCGACGAUCGAUGCAAGAAAUGGUGGAGGCACGUGGAUUAAGUGAUAUAAGAGGCAAUUGGGAAUCGUUACAUGAACUUCUUAUGUGUUAUUUUACAUUAAAUCCAAAGAGCACACAUAAGUAUAUAGUUGGUGCAUUUUCUGACCUUAUUGUAUGUCUCAUGGAAUCAAAAUCACAACAUUUAGAUCUAUCGUCCAGCAGCACAAGUAAGUGUUACAAGAAUCCAAGUGAUGAAUAAUUUAUUAGAGUUCCAUUAAUUUAUUUUAUU
Molecule: messenger RNA, 775 nt
Organism: Solanum stenotomum
Lineage: Eukaryota; Viridiplantae; Streptophyta; Magnoliopsida; Solanales; Solanaceae
Product: transcription repressor OFP12-like
Exons: 1
Coding region: 59-745 (228 amino acids)
Biological process (GO): negative regulation of DNA-templated transcription
Source: RefSeq, a predicted model, not a curated record